AUGACUCUCAACCCAUUUUUCCUUCCACCAAUACCCGAUGAACUCUGGCGAAUUGAAGAUGACCUAACAUUCAUCAAAUACGAUAAUGAUGAUGAUCAAGGUUUCAACUGCUUCACCUCUACGCAAUGCAUGGCUUUCAAUCAGCGCAUUACGCCCCUAUCAGUCAAGGAUCACUUAGAGAACGGCCAGUCUAUUGUCUGGAAAGGACUGAUCUCACUAGGCACUUUCGAUAAAGCCCGAAGGGAGAUCGAGUGGCGUGAGCGUCUGCACCAUAAAAGUAUCUGGGCCUACAAGAUCGAGACUGCAGGCCUUCAAUGGGAGUCGAUGGUGUGGAAUCAGCAGCAGAAUAUCUCAUUAAGAUAUUUGACGGAUGGUAGCGCGGACAUCAUGAUUUUCAAGGCGUCCGAGCUGAUACAAGCCUUGGGGCUCAGUGGGAACAUCAAGAGAGAAGCCGAGUUGGGGGCGGUGGACGAAUGGCUUGCGCUUGAAUGGGUACCGAAAAGCAUGAUACUUGAACGAUGGCAAAUUAGUGAUGAUAGUGGGCGCCGUUUGCAAGGAAACCAAGGAUAUGAGAAUCUACGGACAUGA
This is a messenger RNA of Bacidia gigantensis, 588 nucleotides long. RefSeq lists its product as uncharacterized. NCBI's taxonomy places the organism in Eukaryota, Fungi, Ascomycota, Lecanoromycetes, Lecanorales, Ramalinaceae. The record is from RefSeq and is a predicted model, not a curated record. The transcript has a single exon. Bases 1 to 588 code for a protein of 195 amino acids.